AGCUGCUGGCUGUUCUGUUGGAGGUUAAGAUGAGCCCAGAACCUUUGAGGAAACUUGGUCAUGCUGCUGCUUCUGGGGAAAAAAGAUCUAAGAGGAAGCUGAAGAGAAAGGAAGCCUUUUCAGUCUAUAUUUACAAAGUACUGAAGCAGGUGCACCCCGACCUCGCCAUCUCCUCCAAGGCCAUGAGCAUCAUGAACUCCUUUGUGAACGACAUGCUGGAGCGGCUGGCGGCGGAGGCCUCGCGCCUGGCGCGCUACGGGCGCCGCGCCACGCUGAGCAGCCGCGAGGUGCAGGCGGCCGUGCGCCUGCUGCUGCCCGGGGAGCUGGCCAGGCACGCCGUCUCCGAGGGCACCAAGGCCGUCACCAAGUACACCAGCAGCAAGUGACCGCCCGGGCCCCGGGAGACCAGCCCUGCAGGACGAGUGCUUGGUCUCACUCAGCUGAAAAAGCAAAGCCUCAUGUUGUCUGCCUGUGAAUAAAAAAUGCAUAGAUAUACAGAUCGUGUCUUUGAUCUUUGCAUCACAAAUUGUGAGGCAGUUUAAACUGUGGCCAUGGGG
Passer montanus (Eurasian tree sparrow) is the source of this 557-nucleotide messenger RNA. RefSeq names its product late histone H2B.L4. The record is from RefSeq and is a predicted model, not a curated record. Lineage: Eukaryota; Metazoa; Chordata; Aves; Passeriformes; Passeridae. Gene Ontology annotation, molecular function: structural constituent of chromatin; DNA binding; protein heterodimerization activity. The transcript has 2 exons. Bases 30 to 386 code for a protein of 118 amino acids. Gene Ontology annotation, cellular component: nucleosome.